AUGGAUUCAGAAAGUCUCUUCAAUGUCAAGGGCAAAGUGGUGCUGGUCACCGGCGGAGCCAAAGGUAUCGGUCGCAUGAUCUCCGAGGGUUAUGUGACCAAUGGUGCCACUGUCUAUAUUUCCUCGCGCGAUGCAAAGGCCUGCGAGAAAGCAGUGAACGAGCUAAAUGCUCUCGGCAAGGGCAAGGCACAUGCCAUCCCCGCCGACUUCUACAAGUACGAGGACGUGAAGAAGCUGGCGGAGGAGCUUGGCAAGCGCGAAAGCAAGCUUCAUAUCCUUGUCAACAACUCCGGCUCCAAUUGGGGCGCCCCCUACGACGAGUAUCCCACCGCCGCCUUCACCCGCGUCCUCACCCUCAACCUACACCGCGUCUUCGAUCUCACUCAGCUCGUGACCCCAUUGUUGGAGAAGGCCUCCGCGGAGAACGAUCCGGCGCGCAUUAUCAAUAUUGGCAGCGUGGACGGCCUUCGUGUCCCUUCGCUAGAGACCUUUGCCUACAGUUCCAGUAAGGCCGGUUUGCACCACCUGAGUCGGGUACUAGCAAACCACCUUGGCAGACGCAACAUCACUUCUAACACUUUGGCUUGCGGUCCCUUCGAGAGUAAGAUGAUGGCUGAGACGCUCAAGUCUUUUGGCGACGCUAUCAAGUCUGGAAUCCCACUGGGCCGGAUCGGAACUCCCCAAGACGUGGCCGGCGCUUGCUUGUUCUUGAGCAGCCGGGCGGGUGCUUAUAUCAAUGGUGCAACCAUUCCUGUAGAUGGUGGCAGUGUUAUCGCUGCCAAGAUUUAA
This is a messenger RNA of Penicillium verhagenii, 789 nucleotides long. RefSeq names its product short chain dehydrogenase/reductase family. NCBI's taxonomy places the organism in Eukaryota, Fungi, Ascomycota, Eurotiomycetes, Eurotiales, Aspergillaceae. The record is from RefSeq and is a predicted model, not a curated record. The coding region runs from base 1 to 789 and encodes 262 amino acids. Gene Ontology annotation, molecular function: oxidoreductase activity. The transcript has 4 exons.